This is a messenger RNA of Cherax quadricarinatus, 2165 nucleotides long. Lineage: Eukaryota; Metazoa; Arthropoda; Malacostraca; Decapoda; Parastacidae. The record is from RefSeq and is a predicted model, not a curated record.
CCAUGGUCAGCCCUCAGCUACACUAAGGUGAUGGUGUCUGUGUUGAUGCUGGUGACGGUGGGUGUGGAGGUGGUGUGGUCGUGGGUUGAGAGACGCCUGGUCCUGGUCCCUGCAGACUACCUGGCCUCUGUCGCCCUCCUUCUUACACAGGGUCUUCAAGUGACACUUGUGGUAGUGGGAAGGAAACAUGGCGAGCGAAACAGCGUUGUACUAUUUUUGUUCUGGUUGUUGAUGGUAAUGUGUGGACUACCACGGCUCUACACUACUAUCACCUACACUGUGAAUGGGGAUCCCAGAGUACCAGCUACUUUGAUAGCAACAUUCAUGGUGCAGUACCUCUGCAGUGUUGCAAUGUUUGUCACCAACUGCAUCUCAGACGUUCCGUCACAGCUCCAGUCUCUCUCUCUCACUCGGAAUUCAAGUCCAAUGUUGAAUGCCUCACUGCUAAGUCGUCUAUUUUUCUUUUGGAGUGCUUCCCUCAUACAACAUGGUUGGCGGCACCCUCUUACCUUGCAGGACCUGUGGGAUGUGAUUCCUGGCUAUACUGCUACUUCUGCCUAUCACACUUGGCAAGGCUCUUUAAACAGAGAAAGAGGAGGAGGAGAUGAUGGAAGAGAAGGAGGAAGAGGAGGAUCAGCAUCCAUUCACUCAGAGAAGACAAAGCCUAGUGUAAACACCAAGAACAUGAAGAACAAGGGAAAUGUGGCCAUAACAGCAUCACCUAGGACCAGCCAGGUGUCUGUGCUCAGUGGAGUGUGUGCCAUAGCCAAGUGGCCAUUUCUCGUGUCACUGUUCCUUCAUAUUGUGGCAGAGACCUUUAACUUCCUCACACCACAGCUUCUCAGUUGCCUGAUUGGCUUCAUCACCAACAACACAGAGCCAGCAUGGCAUGGUUAUGUGUAUGCCGUGGCACUCCUCUUCACCUGUGAGCUGACAAGUCUCUUCAAGAACAUGUACUUCAAUAUUGCCCUCAACAUCUCUAUUAAGCUAAGAUCAGCACUCAUGACUGCUGUCUAUAGCAAGGCACUCCGGCUGUCCGGAUCAGCCCGGAGGGAAUCAACAUUGGGCCAGAUUGUAAAUCUGAUGGCAGUGGAUGCCCAGACUGUUGGGGACACAUUCCUCCACAUAUAUGCCAUGAUAAUGGCACCUCUCACCAUUCUCGUCUCCCUCUCCUUUCUCUGGGGCCGUCUUGGUCCAUCAGUACUGGCAGGAGUGGUUGUCUUGCUGCUCAUCAUCCCCAUUAACAGCGUGCUGGUCAAUAAGUCAAAAAAAAUUCAAGCUAAGGCCAUGUCUUUUAAAGACAAAAGAGUCAAGAUGGCCAGUGAGAUUGUCAGUGGCAUCAAGGUGCUGAAGCUCUAUGCAUGGGAGACCUCCUUUGCCAGUAUGGUCGAGGAGGUGAGAGAUAAAGAGAUCUCACUACUCAAGAAGCUGGCCUUCUUGCAAAUCAUCAACUCAUUCGUUUUCAACUUCACCCCGUAUAUGGUGGCUCUUGCCAGCUUUUCCACUUAUCUUCUGGUAUCAGAGGACAAUGUACUAAACGCUGAGAAGGCCUUUGUCUCCUUGGCCCUCUUAAACUUGAUGCGCAUACCAAUCAUACAGAUGCCAACAGUAAUUUCCCAGCUCAUACAGGCAAGCGUGGCUGUGACAAGGUUGCAGAAGUAUCUGAAUGCAUCAGAGUUGGAUCCUAUGGCUGUGUGCUCUGAACCUUCAAUGCCCAGUGCUCUGAAAGUGAUUGAUGGUCAGUUCAGUUGGGAGGGAGAGAAUGGAGAGGCCAGCUGGUCUCUGAAACAUGUGGAACUGGAGGUGCAAGUGGGGCAGCUGGUAGCAGUGGUGGGACCUGUUGGGGCUGGCAAGAGCUCCCUACUUUCUGCUAUGUUGGGAGAAAUGAAAAAAAAUGCUGGCAGAGUUGUCGUUAAUGGAACAGUGGCGUACGUGUCACAGCAGGCAUGGUUACAAAAUGCUUCUCUUAGAGACAAUAUCAUCUGGGGUCAGCCCUUUGAGUUAAAGCGAUACAGGCAGGUGGUGAAGGCAUGUGGUCUUCAACCUGACAUUGACAUGCUGCCAGCUGGGGAUUUGACAGAGAUUGGCGAGAAGGGAAUUAAUGUUAGUGGGGGCCAGAAGCAGCGAGUGGCUCUUGCAUGAGCAGUGUACAGUGAUGCCAGCAU